AUGGCUACUUUCCAAUGGAGACUGGAUAAAAUGGAAGAAGACAAGGAAGAAUUGCAACAAAUUGGUGGCCAAGCUUUGCCAAGCUGGUUGGUGUUGUUGUCGAUGGCGAUCGAUUGCCUUGACAGGGUCAUCCUAUACUGCGCCACACACAGUCAGGCGAGUGAGGCGAAGGCGGGAUAUAUUUCAAUCGAUAGUCUAUUCGUAGAUCGAUCGAUGAGAAUAUGGAUGCCUUCUGUUGAUGUCGCUGGACGGGUGGGAGAUUUAUGGAGAAUGAAGGCACAUCUGUAUCCUAGGAGAGUAAUGGAUGGACUAUUCGGUGUCGAUAUCUUGGAUCGUCGUGUGCGAAAUAAUUGUGCCAAUUUGCUUGUAAAACUUCAUCACUAUAAAAUGAAUCAAUGGUUCAAGGCUAAAAAGGAAUUACUUUAA
Trichoplax adhaerens is the source of this 426-nucleotide messenger RNA. RefSeq lists its product as uncharacterized. Bases 1 to 426 code for a protein of 141 amino acids. The transcript is spliced from 3 exons. The record is from RefSeq and is a predicted model, not a curated record. Lineage: Eukaryota; Metazoa; Placozoa; Uniplacotomia; Trichoplacea; Trichoplacidae.